ACCAAUCACAGGUGAUUUGACAUAUUUCAUGUCCGAGAGACGCUUUCCAUGAAAAAUAUCGCAAGAAAAUGGUAAGAAGUCAAAGUAAAAGCCGGGAGCGAAAGAAAAGUGGACCUGAAAGGGGAAGAGAGAAACACAGGAAGGAUUCAUCCUCCAGCAGUGACAGUGACUCGGACAGCAGCAGCUCAUCAGGCUCUAGAAGACGUUCACGCUCAUCAUCCAGUAACAGCAGUUCCAGUAGCAGUGGUAGUUCACGCAGCAGUUCUUCACGGUCCGGAAGCUCGAGCUCCAGUCGGUCAUCCUCUAGUGAUAGCAGUCCACGGAGAACAAGAGCCAAACGAAAGGCUUCAGAAUCACCGAAGAGGAAGAAGCGGAGUCCUUCUCCUGUCAAACCCACCAAAGUACAUGUUGGAAGAUUGACACGCAAUGUCUCCAAAGACCACAUCAUGGAGAUCUUCAGUGUGUAUGGACAGGUGAAACAUAUAGAAAUGCCAAUCGACAGAGUCCAUGCAAGUUUCUCCAAGGGAUUCGCCUAUGUGGAAUAUGAUAACACAACAGAGGCAGAGAAAGCUAUCAAAUAUAUGAAUGGAGGUCAGAUAGAUGGCCAGGAGAUAUCAGCUGCUGCAGUGUUGGCACCACGACCGGUGAGAGCUAGACGAUCACCCCCACGGAGGCCUCCACCAAGAUGGAACAGGCAGUCACCUCCUCGUUACAGAGACAGAAGAAGGUCACCACCACAGCGACGGAGAUCUCCACCUCGUCGAAGAUCAAGGUCACCAGUACGCAGACGACGAUACAGCAGAUCAAGUUCAAGCUCAUCACGAUGAUUCUGAUUUUGUGUUUGUGCCGUGAAUCAAAGAGUGAAAGACUUUAACAAUAGGGGAAUAGUUGAAAAGGUGGUGAAUGUGAAACAAUGAUAGGGGAAUAGUUGAAAAUGUGGUGGAUGUUGUUUCACUCUGUAUCAUAUGGUGUUCACAUUGAAUCACAGAGCCCUAGACCUAGCAGUGGAGGAGGAAAUGAAAAUGUAAAGGAUAGGGUUUCAGUAUUUACUAGCAUGAAACAAUGGUUUCACUAUGUAUGAAUGAAUUAUUGAGGUUGAGAGUAGUGGAAGAUUAAAUGGAACUGUGUUGUAUAUGAUAGCAACUUUACUAAAUUCAUAUCUACACUAGAAUGUCCAAGCAUACGCAUGUCAACAUAUUACAAGUUCAGUUAAAUACUCUGAUUUGUUGGCGUCCUCUUGCCCCCCACUUCAUACUAACUUGGAUGUUGCGAGGAAAUUAAACUCUUGAAAAACAAAACACUGAUCUGACCAAGUUUCUAAAUGUUGUAUAAACAAAUUUAAUAAUAUAAAGAAUUUUUCAUUAAAGACCUUUUUGCUUUUUUUUUACCAAAACUACCAAAUUUUGCAGGCAUGUACCAUAUUCUUUGGAAUGAAGAUGACAAAGCAUCCCUUGUUCACGGUGUUCAAAACAAAUCUUAAAUACUGUCGCUCACACUUACCAAAUGAGCAUGCAGGUAUGAUGGGAUGGUAAAUUUCAACUUCUACAUAUUUGGUCUCGCAUCACACUAUUUAUUAAUGUAAAAUGUAAAUGCUAUCUUUAUAUCACACUGACUUGGUUCAAGAUAACAUGUUGAAUUUGUUUUAUUUGAAUCACUGGUACAUCAAGUGUAUGAAAUAUAUUCAUCAUAGAUAUUUUAAUAAUUGCUUGUUUUAUCAUUUUAAAAGUUGAAAUAACAUGCAGCAAUUCAUUGUCUGUAGUCAUUUUGUUCUUUUUAAACUUUCCAAAUCAUUGUAUUGUAAGGAUGUGUGUUCUAUUUUAUUGUGUAGUGAAUGAAGGCAAUUCUAUUGCAUUGGUAAGAAUGUGUAUCUGGUUGAUUAAUUGGGUAUGCAAGCAUUGCUGGUUUAAUAUAUAUUGUAAAUAAAUUGAUAAAAAGAGAA
Pecten maximus is the source of this 1939-nucleotide messenger RNA. Its product is annotated as RNA-binding protein with serine-rich domain 1-B-like. The transcript has 6 exons. Bases 69 to 827 code for a protein of 252 amino acids. Gene Ontology annotation, molecular function: RNA binding. Lineage: Eukaryota; Metazoa; Mollusca; Bivalvia; Pectinida; Pectinidae. Gene Ontology annotation, biological process: mRNA splicing, via spliceosome. The record is from RefSeq and is a predicted model, not a curated record. Gene Ontology annotation, cellular component: nucleoplasm; ASAP complex; cytoplasm.